CUCCUCCACAAUCUGCCCCGCCUCCCUCUCUCUCCCUCUCUUCUCUCUCUCUCUCUGCCCCCGAGAGGCAGCAGACGCGCAGGACCCUCAUAACGCUUGUAUCGCACAGAGCGCUCGCAGCAGGCAUGGCUUGGACACUGCGCCUCGGACUCACCCUCACUAUCCUGGCAGCUUUACAAGGUGCUUUUGCUGCCGUGUUGGUGUCCGUACCGUCAACUCAGGAAGCUGAAGUGGGCAAGCCAUUCUCUAUCCCCUGCACCUUCACAACUAAUGGCCAAGCAGGCGAAGCUCUUGUUGAGUGGUUCAUUGUGGAUCGUAGCAAUGAAAGGAUUAGAAUUGCCUACAGGAAUGAGAAGCAGGCUGGCGUGGACAAGAACACUGAGAUGUCCGAGCGCAUCAGCGUCGAUAAAGACUCCUCCCUUGUCAUCAGCCCAGUUGAGCUGACAGAUGAGCGAACCUUCUAUUGUCAGGUCACAGCAGGCAUUGCUGGGAGCGGAGAAGGAAUAUCCAACCUCAGAGUUUUCAAUGCUCCAGAGGCGCCCGAAGUGACCCCCCAGACACAGAGCAUCUCGGUUACCGAAGACACUGUGUCCGAGGUUGGCACGUGCACCAGCAAAAACGGAUAUCCAGCUCCAAAAAUAAUUUGGUUUAAGGAUUCUAAUAUGCUAGAAGAAGUAACAGAAAGAAAUGAUGUGAUGUACAUGGCUUCUCGUGUGGUUAAAGAGGCAUCUGGCAUGUACUCAGUUUCCAGUAUCCUGUACCUAAAGAUCAACAAGAAGGAUAAAGAUUCCCAGUAUCACUGCCAGGUCCAGUACACCAUGCCGAAUGGGAAAUCAGAAAUUAAGAACUCUGAGAAAUUCAAGUUGACUGUUCACUAUUACACUGAGGUGGUGACUUUUGAUGUGGUGAGUCCGCUGCCGAUUAAAGAAGGUGAUGAUGUUACAAUGAGGUGUGUGUCAGAUGGCAACCCAACACCAGAAUUUGACUUUUUAAAAUUAGAGGGAGAGAACACUGUGGAGAAGGAAAGUAACUCUGGAAAUUUUACACUGAGAUCGGUGUCCCGGGCUGACAGUGGCACAUACGUUUGUGAGGCACUGGAUUUUGAUUCACCUGAAGAAGUGAAUCUGAAGAAACAAUUGGAGAUUUUUGUAAACUACCUUGAUCCAGUCACCAUCAAACCAGCUGGUCAUCAUUCAGUACAAUAUGGAAAAGAUUUAACACUCAACUGCAACACUAGCGGCUCAGUAGAGCCUAUGCUAAUGUGGAAAAAGGGUAAGCAGGUCGUUUCUCAUUCAGGCACUCUAGCCCUAAAGGAUGUUUCAUUUGCCUUAGCUGGGAAAUACAAAUGUGUUGCAAGUGUACAGUCCAUCCCAGGACUGAUGAAGGAAGCGAGUGUCAACGUCUCUGUCUAUGGUAAGCCAAUAGUGUUGUCAGGUGAUACAUCUGUGAGUGUAUCAAAAGAAGGCAGCAUGGUGAGCUUAUCUUGUUCAGCAGAAGGUCACCCAGCACCUCAGAUUUCCUGGAACCACACUGGAGAACAGUCUCUAAGAAUUGAUGGACACCGUGUAACCAGCCACAUGAAACUAGCAGCAACUAAAGAAGUUCUGAAGAAUGGUGUCACUUGUGAAGCAAGAAAUGAAUAUGGCGCAUCUAGCAGAACCUUCAUGGUAGUACCAGAUGAUGAAUCCACAAAGCCUAAAGACGAAGUGGGCCCAAUCUUCACAACAGCGGACCGUCAGGAGCAAGGAGGAAGCAGUACUGCUGUCAUUGCUGUGGUUGUCUGUGUCCUCCUAUUGCUGAUUCUCGUUGGAUUUUUAUACUUCCUACAGAAAAAAGGAAAAUUGCCUUGCGGCAGAAAGGAAAAGAAAGUCAUUUCAAACUCAGAGGCCAACACAGAUGAGAUUGUGGUAGAGAUGAAAGCAGGAAACCCCAAUGAACAAGCAGGACUUCUGAAUGCCAACAGAGGCCGCCGGCAAGUGGGAGAUGAGUGCUGAGUGAAAACAAAAAAAAUGUAUUGAGGGAAGCAAACCGGCUAUAUGGCAAGACACGGCACCACUGCAAGGGAAUACUGUGUGGAUCCCAGGAAGACAAGUCUAUUACAUCUUCUUCCAUUUGGUGCAAGGCUUCCCACAUAGAGAAAGAAAGAUCUCUCUGUUUGAUUUUUGUUUUUUGUUUUUUUUUUUUUUUUUAAUAACCAAAAUGGACAAUUGUGUAUUAUAACUACUGUAAAUACUGUCCCAAAAGACUGUGCUGAAAGAGAGGCCUUUCAGUGUUGUGCAUGUGUGCUCCCAGCCACCUUGGAAGCACCGUAACCCUGGCCCCGCUGCUUUCUUGCUCUGGAUAGACCAGCCUUGCCUCAUUCCACCAUUUAAGAGUAUUUUUUUUUCUUGUUCUUCAUAGUCUGGCUAAUGGAGUAAGUAGAGUAUCCUUAAUAGCCGUGUUAUUAAAUGACUGUACAUUGUUAGGAGUACUUUUUUCUUCUAAUAGCAUAGCCGAAUUUGCCCUUUUUUUACUGAGCAAUGUGUACCUUUGAUGUUUCUGUGCUGUGCGCGACACAUUUACUGAUCAGUUGGAUUGGUCCUGUGCCGCCUGCUACUUGGCGAUUCCAACAUGUAAACAGCUUUAUUAGAUGCAGUCUCUACAAAGACACACUCUGGCAGUAGCACAGUGCGCACGGAUCUUCUGAAACCUCCUGACCUCUGAAAUUUUUAACAUUGAAUUGGCAAAGACCUACAGAAGGGGUAGCCGUCUUCAUUUUUUUCAUCCAGUCCAUUAAUAGGAGGCCAGCAGAACGGUUCAACAUCAGUGAGUUAGCGGCACCACAAUCAGAGCUGCUGGUGACCAGUUGUAGUGAGGGGGCUCGGGUUGUAUCUGUCUGCCUUAUCGACUCUGUUUCUUUUUUUUCGGUUUAAUGUGUGUGUGUGUGUGUGUGUGUUUGGUUUUUAUAUUUUUAGAGAACUGGACAAGCUUGCAAAUUGUUUUUCUUUAAAUCACUUUUUAAAAGUUCUGGAUUGCAGGCUUGUUGUCUUGCCAUAUAAUUAAUGUGACUUGUUUAGACACAUGAUGGGGGUUCGGGUUGGUGGGUAAGACGUUCUGACACCCCAGGACAUCCCAGCAAGUUGUUUUUUUUUUUUUUUUGUUAUGCACUCUGAUAUCAGCUUGAGAAAAAUUAGAUAAGACUCUCGUCAGAAUGACUGUCACUUGACAUAUAGGGGGCCCGGCCCACCUGUGACUUCUGACACUAUGGUGUCGUAAGGAUGUUUUCACCAACAAAUGAAUCAGUGGAAGGGCCCCAAGAUGGUUUAUGUAAUGUUGUCUUUUAGAGAUCAUAAGGGAAACAUUCUGAAGGCUUUUGAGGAACUAAGUGCUUUGGGUUUGUCUUUUAGGUGGGAGUGCCUCAUACCACUGCAGAGCAGACUGAUCUAUGAGGAGGUCAUUAAGACAUGGCAAAUUUUCACUUUCGGAUUAAUCUGAAAAUAUUUUUUAUCUGGUGUUAGCCUGUGCAACGUUGGGAAUAAAAUGUAAAUAUCCUUUACAUGGCCUCCUGGAAGUUUAUUUUGGGCCCUUAAUAAAGCUGUUGCUUCAUUAAAAAGCCACAAGAGUCUUCUUGGAUUUCUGACUGUUGUGACACUUGGCAUGGUACUAUUGUAGCCAGCACUUUGCUUCAGGGCACUUAGUUUACUCAGUGGCUGACUUUUCAGCUUUAUUCUCCUUAUAUUGAUUUUACAGAUUGCUGAAUGGGGGUGUGGGGUGGCUGUUAUAGCUCGGUCCGCAGACAGGUGCUGACUGUUUGAACAAAGCUUCAGUUAUGUGAGUGGACACUGCACCAUGUGGCUACACAUCUCACCCAGCACACAGCAAAUGGGCCUCAUGCUGGCAAGGCAAUUUUUUUUAAACUACUGACAGGGUGGGGGUCUCCGCAGCUUCGCCCACCACCACCUCUGUGUUGUAUAUCUAGUACAGUUGUGUUGCUCUGUGUUGUGUUGUAUUUGUUUACAAUGUGUAGAGGAUGAAUAUAUUUAGCUUUGUGAUCAA
Erpetoichthys calabaricus (reedfish) is the source of this 4035-nucleotide messenger RNA. It is a transcript of the gene bcam, whose product is annotated as basal cell adhesion molecule (Lutheran blood group). The transcript has 17 exons. NCBI's taxonomy places the organism in Eukaryota, Metazoa, Chordata, Cladistia, Polypteriformes, Polypteridae. The record is from RefSeq and is a predicted model, not a curated record. Bases 126 to 1994 code for a protein of 622 amino acids. Gene Ontology annotation, cellular component: plasma membrane. Gene Ontology annotation, biological process: cell-cell adhesion.